AUGGACACAUCUUCAAAGACGUGGCUCCCGCAUCAGAGUCAGUUUGGGUUGGUUGGUCAAGCGGAGGUUUGCUGUGGUGGACCUGGAGUUUUAACCCCAAACCAAUCUCGCAGGGCAAGUUUUGCCUCUGCAAGACAGUCGAGCAUGGAGACCCCUCCGAACACGACUCCGCAGCCGUUCCGGCAGCCGAGUUUUCUCAAUCGGAGGUUGAAGGGUUCCAUCAAGAGGGCAAAAAGUCAGCCCAAACUAGACCGGACCAGCAGCUUCAGACAAAUGAUUCUGCCCCGGUUUCGUAGUGCUGACCAAGAGAGCAAGUGGAUGUUGAAAACGGUAACCACCAAUUCAGGGACAAAAUGUUUUGCCUGCCGUUCAGCUUCAGAAAGAGACAAAUGGAUUGAAAAUCUGCAACGAGCUGUCAAGCCCAACAAGGAUAACAGCAGACGGGUGGACAACGUGCUCAAGUUGUGGAUCAUCGAAGCUCGAGACCUUCCAGCUAAGAAACGCUACUAUUGUGAACUGUGUCUGGACGACAUGCUGUACGCGCGCACCACCAGCAAACCCCGGACCGACACCGUCUUCUGGGGCGAGCAUUUUGAGUUUAACAAUUUGCCUACCAUUCGUAGCCUUCGUUUGCACCUCUACAAGGAAACGGACAAAAAAAGACGCAAGGAAAAAAGCACAUACCUUGGCCUUGUCAGCAUCCCCAUAUCCAGCAUCACGGGCCGGCAGUUUGUCGAGCAGUGGUACCCGGUCAUACAGUCCAGUGUUCUGGCCAAAAGCGGCGGUGUCGGAAGUGCCAAAGUGAUCAACGCCUCGCUACGCGUCAAGUCUCGCUACCAGACAAUGAACAUCCUCCCAAUGGAGCUGUACAAGGAGUUUGCCGAGUACAUUACCAACAACUACCGAACACUGUGUGCAGUCCUGGAGCCGCUGUUGAGCGUUAAAAGCAAAGAGGAGGUGGCGUUUGCUCUGGUGCACAUCCUUCAAAGCACGGGGAAGACGAAGGAGUUCCUGUCAGACAUGGCCAUGUGUGAGGUGGAUCGAUUCAUGGACCGUGAGCACUUGAUCUUUCGGGAGAACACGCUCGCUACAAAGGCUGUGGAGGAGUACCUCAAACUGAUAGGUCACAGAUACCUCAAGGAUGCUAUAGGUGACUUUAUUCGAGCCUUAUACGAGUCUGAGGAGAACUGCGAGGUGGAUCCCAUGCGUGUCCCGCCGUCAGUCCUCGCCGAUCAUCAGGCCAACCUCCGCAUGUGCUGCGAGCUCUUGCUCUGCAAGAUUAUCAACUCUCUCUGCAUAUUUCCCCGCGAGCUGAAGGAAGUUUUUGCCUCAUGGAGAGCCAGAUGUGCUGAGCGUGGAAGAGAGGAUCUGGCCGACAGCCUCAUCAGCUCCUCCCUGUUUCUGCGCUUCAUGUGCCCGGCCAUCAUGUCGCCCUCCCUGUUCAACCUGAUGCAGGAGUAUCCCGCUGAACGCACGUCCCGCACGCUCACGCUCAUCGCCAAGGUGAUGCAGAACCUGGCCAGCUUCAGCAAAUUUGGUCCCAAGGAGGAGUACAUGUACUUCAUGAAUGAGUUCCUGGAGAUGGAGUGGGGCUCCAUGCAGCAGUUCCUCUACGAGAUUUCCAACAUGGACGCCGGAGGAAACGCCGGAGGGUUCGAGGGCUACAUCGACCUCGGCAGAGAACUGUCCAUGCUCCACAGCUUGCUGUGGGAAGUCAUGGGCCAACUUAGCAAGGAUGCCAUUCUCAAGCUUGGACCCCUGCCCCGGCUGCUGAACGACAUCAGCGUUGCCCUGAGGAACCCACAGCUCCACAUGCCCACCAAUCACCAGCCAGAUCGACCAAAGGACAGACUCUUCUCCCGUCCAUCUUUCAACCGUCUCAUGUCCUCAGACUUCCAAAGCCUUAUGAUGCGUGACCUGAACAGCUCAAUAGACAUCUCUCGCCUGCCGUCCCCCACGACCGGAGUGUCGGCCGUGGAGUCCCUCUCAUCGAACCUGAACAUGAGGCGUCACGCCGAGCGAGACCUGCGCUCGUCGAGGGAGGUGUUCUACGUGACCCGCCCGCCCCUGGCUCGGUCCAGCCCGGCGUACUGCACGAGCAGCUCGGACAUCACAGAACCGGAUCCCAAGGUCCACAGUGUCAACAAAAGUGUGUCCAUGAUGGACCUCCAGGACUCUCGCAUGAACAGCAUCUCUAACCUGAACUCUGUGGGAGACAUGCUCACCUCCUCUCAAGCCUCCAUCGCUGGUCUUGGCCACAGCUUCGGGAACCUCGGUGGCCCUCUUCGUAUGGGAGGGCAUAUGCCGGCGGGUUCAGCGGGCUCUGGGCUGAGACUGAGCCAGAUGGGCCACGUAGGGGGGCCCACCGAAUCCAUCUCUCAGCAACAGCAGCAGGCCGCGGCGGCCAUGCACUUCCCCCUGUCUUUCCAGAACCCGCUAUUCCAUCUGGCUGCCCAGAACUCCCCAGCUCAGUCCCAGCAGCCUCCUCCGCCCCUCCUCCUCGCCCCCGAGCCUGAGAAUGGCCACCACGACUAUCAGCCCGCCUUUGGCAACAGCGCCUUCUCCCGCAGUGAGGACUUGUCUGCCCUGCGGUCACAGAGCAGUCUGGUGCAGCCCAGCAUUGUCCACUCACACAGCUACAGUGAUGAUUUCACCCGGCAGAAUCAGAGCAAUGACUACGCCUGGCACCAGCUGUCGCUGCAGGUGCAGGAGUCUCUCCAGCAGCAGCACAUGAUGGGAGUCGCAUCUCAGACGGGCACCGGUACCGGCACUCCCGCCUCUUUGGCCACGCCCCCGACGACGGUCCAUCCCGUCCGCCAGUCGUCCAUCGCCCCGCCACAACACCUCAAGUCCCAGCGGUCCAUCAACACCCCGGCCACCGCCACGCCUCCCAAGGUCCGUCCGCAGAGCAGGAACCUCCUCCUCGACUCCUCCGACACGAACUUACACGGCAGUCAGCCCAAAUCACGCCAAUCUCAGCAGCAGGCGCAGCAGCAGCACCAGCAGCACCAGCAGCAGCAGCAGCAGCAGCAGGCGCAGCAGCAGCAGGACACGCAGCUGACAGACAGUCCGGCUCCUGGGCUCCCCUACCAGACGAGCUCCACCAAAGAGAACCAGGGCCCGCCUGCAGCUGCAGAGGAGUCCACAGACACACCCACGAAAAGCACCAAGAAGCCUCAGUCACAGCUGCAGCCGCCACAGCAGCAUCUGCUCAAGCCAGUUGUCAAUAAACAGGGUUCUCAAUCGACCUUGAGCACUCCGACCAUGAACGAGCGGACGGUCGCCUGGGUGUCCAACAUGCCACAUCUCUCUGCUGACAUCGAGAGCCUGCGGCCGGACCGCGAGGGUCAACUCAAAGAGUACUCCAAGAGCAUGGACGAAUCACGACUAGAGAGGGUGAGAGAGUACGAAGAAGAAAUCCACUCCUUGAAGGAGCGGCUGAAGAUGUCUCACCGCAAGCUUGAGGAGUACGAGCAGAGACUUCUGACGCAGGAGCAGCAGACGAACAAGAUCCUGCAGCAGUACCAGUGCCGGCUGGAGGACAGUGAGCGCCGCCUCAAGCAGCAGCAGCUGGAGAAGGACUCCCAAAUCAAAGGCAUCAUCAACAGACUCAUGGCUGUGGAAGAUGAGCUGAGAGGGGGUGCCAUUCCUGAUAUUAAGCCUCGAAUCCUCACAGACCAGUCUAUCAGCCAGGUCUAUGGUGGCCACCCAGGAUCCUGA
Molecule: messenger RNA, 3720 nt
Organism: Stegastes partitus (bicolor damselfish)
Lineage: Eukaryota; Metazoa; Chordata; Actinopteri; Pomacentridae
Product: ras/Rap GTPase-activating protein SynGAP-like
Exons: 19
Coding region: 1-3720 (1239 amino acids)
Biological process (GO): regulation of GTPase activity
Source: RefSeq, a predicted model, not a curated record